CCUCGUCGCUUAACUCUCCUUGUUACACGUUAGCACAUUCCUCUGCGUCAAAAACUCCACACCGUCUCGACAGUCGUAGUCGCUCACUCAUUUUCAAUCGACGCAGCAAAAGAAAAUGACCACGUCUCUUUCUUCUCUCCUUCUCCUCUCCAUCUUCAUCGUCUUCGUCUCAGGUUGCUCGGCCGCCGAAUCCACCGCCACCGUCAAGCCUCAUGCGAUCGACUCGUUCAAUCUCAGCCUGAUUCAGAAGAACGUAGGGAGCUGUUCUUACACGGUGGUUAUAAGCACGAGCUGUUCGUCGCCGGUGUACACUCGCGAUCAAAUUAGUAUCGCCUUUGGGGACGCCUAUGGGAAUCAGAUUUAUGCUCCAAGGAUCGAUAAUCCAGCUUCGAGGGCAUUUGAGAGAUGCUCCUCCGACACAUUUCAGAUAUCCGGACCCUGUGCAUACCAGAUCUGUUAUGUUUACCUCUACAGAAGUGGACCGGACGGAUGGAAGCCAGGGAGUGUGAAGAUCUAUGGCUACAAUUCAAGGGCCGCGACCUUCAACUACAACACCUACAUUCCAGGUGAUCUUUGGUACGGGUUCAAUUUUUGUGGCAAUGCUGCAUCUGGAAGUUCAAGGCGCAUUCCAGGAUGGUUUGUUUGCGUGAUUCUGUGGCUUUUUGGCAGUGCUGUGCUAUGAAUGAGGGAGUAGAGUUAACACACGCUUGUGUGUCGGUGUUAAUUGCUAAAGAGUUGCAGGAAGAUGAAUUUGGGUUGGAGAGCUAUGUUGGAGUAUGUAUUUGUACUGGAUUGUAAGUAGGAUUGCUGUGAUAACUGAUAACUGUAAAACUUUAAGUAGAAUGUAUUUCAUCUGGAGAUUCUAGAUUGUUUGUAGUCCCUCUGAUAAGAAUCUUCCCUAGUUCCCUUGCUUUUCCUGAUUUGUUGAACCGGGAGCUAGGCCAGGCCAUGCCACCCUGAAAUUUACUGCAGAGCUUUUUUAAUAAGUGUAUCUGUAAUCGGGGCGCCCGGGAGUGUGUGUUGAAUGCCAUUGAGAGCAAAGCUUUGGUGCCA
This is a messenger RNA of Linum tenue, 1053 nucleotides long. The record is from the annotation of a GenBank genome assembly. Lineage: Eukaryota; Viridiplantae; Streptophyta; Magnoliopsida; Malpighiales; Linaceae.